This is a messenger RNA of Olea europaea var. sylvestris, 631 nucleotides long. RefSeq lists its product as uncharacterized. Bases 120 to 401 code for a protein of 93 amino acids. The record is from RefSeq and is a predicted model, not a curated record. Lineage: Eukaryota; Viridiplantae; Streptophyta; Magnoliopsida; Lamiales; Oleaceae. The transcript has a single exon.
UAAACUAAUCCCUGAAAAUUACAUCUCUUAUUCUCUCCUACACUUCUCUCAAUUAAUUAUCCACAGGCAAUCAAAUUUGUUUUCACUAGGAAUUCAUCAAAUUUAUAGCAGCAUUAAACAUGAGUCUCAAUUGCCUUAAUUGCCAAGCCAUGAUAAGGACAGAUUCAGACAAGGAUCUUAGAGAAUUUCUAUCCAUUAAUAUGGAGAAACCACAUUUGAGCCUGUGGUUGGCAAACCGGCUGCCUCAUGAUCAUGCCGUAAAGAAGUCGCCUCAUCUUGUUCAUAUGACUGGACCCAUUGCUGGUUUUGAUGGUGAAACCGGCAUGCCGAGGUUGGCGAGAAGUAGUGGGAUGAGAAGAGAUUGGAGCUUUGAGGAUCCGCGACAAAGAAUCAAUGGAUGAUUAUCACACAAUUUUUGUUUGCUUGGUAAGGACAACUAAAUAGAAAUAAAAGAAUGAGAGAAUGUUAAAAUUUCGUUUAUUAUAAUGUCCAAUCAUAUUUAGUACUAUUUACUUUCUGUAAAAUUUGUGUCCAUAGAAUAUUUCUGUAAAAAUUGCUUGUUGAUUUGUUCAUCUGGUUUGUUUGAAAAAGAUUAAGUUGUAUUUGUGGGAUAUUUGUUGUUUGGUCUCCU